CCAGCUCAUGAAGGGCGGCGACAGCAGAAGCAAAACCCACACAGUGCGCACUUUACGCGAGCGAGUGAGAGAGAAGGGAAAGGUUCGCUUCUUCUCGUAGCUUGGUUUGCUUUGGCUGCCAUGGCCGAUCCGGCGGAGGAGACUGUCGCCGCGCCGCCGCCAACCCCGGUGGCGCCUGCCGAUGGUGCCUCGGACCCGCCGCUGCAGCCACCUGCCGACGCCGCCUCGCCGGAGAAGGCGUCUCCCCCGGCCCCGGCCCCGGAGCCGGCGCCAGCGGCAAGGUCCCGCGGGUUUAGGCUUUUAGGCGAGGACACCUCCGUUCAUAAGGCUCUUGGGGGCGGUAAAACUGCUGACGUACUGUUAUGGAAAGACAAGAAGACCUCUGCUGUAGUGAUUGGUGGCGCAACUCUCAUAUGGGUUUUGUUCAAAGUGCUUGAUUACCAUCUCCUGACUCUGAUAUCCCAUGUGCUGAUUGGUGUCCUGGCCAUCUUGUUCCUGUGGUCCAAAGCUACCACCUUCAUCAAGAAGAGUCCGCCAGAUAUUCCUCUAGUACAGAUACCUGAAGAUCUUGUUGUGAAUGUUGCACGAGCAUUACACAAUGACGUCAACAGAGUGCUUCACUUGUUUCGGGAGAUUGCAAUGGGGCAUGAUCUGAAGAAGUUUCUGGGUGUGAUUGUGGGGCUCUGGAUUCUCUCAGGAGUUGGAAGCUGCUGUGACUUCCUCACCUUGAUAUACAUUGCUGUCCUGAUGCUCCACACGGUACCGAUCUUGUACGACAAGUACCAGGACAAGGUGGACCACUUCGCUGGAAGGGCACACACGGGGGCCCGCAAGCAGUAUGAGGUGCUGGAUGCCAAGGUUCUGAGCAAGAUACCCAGGGGUCCGGUGAAACCCAAGAAGCAGAACUAGAACAAACCGCCUGGCUUGAUUCCGAAUGCUGGCAUCGUUUGCGUGAAUGUCGGGCAUGUGGUUUCUAUGUGCGUAAUCUUGUCUGCCGGCAGCCGGGUGCGCCUCUGGGUUAUCUUGUGAGUUGUGAUGCCAGCUAUUAGUAGGUCGUACCCUGUGUGUCUAAACGUGACUGAAAUGCUGGAAUGCUACGUUUCUACUGGAGUGCUUGUAUAUAUUGGUGGUAAAUAAACCUUCGUUGCUCA
Phragmites australis (common reed) is the source of this 1151-nucleotide messenger RNA. Its product is annotated as reticulon-like protein B2. The coding region runs from base 121 to 909 and encodes 262 amino acids. The record is from RefSeq and is a predicted model, not a curated record. NCBI's taxonomy places the organism in Eukaryota, Viridiplantae, Streptophyta, Magnoliopsida, Poales, Poaceae. The transcript is spliced from 5 exons.